AUGAAAGAUUCUCUGUGUCUUGUGCCAGGUCUUACCAAACGGGAACUUGGUCUUUCCUCCUUUCCGCGCCGAGGAUUAUCGUCAAGAAGUUCACGCUCAGGUUUACAGCUGUCUGGCACGUUCCCCGGCAGGUUCAGUUCACAGCCGAGAUGUCAACGUGAGAGCCGGUAAGUGUUCAUCUCUUUCCAUGUGAAAAUCACGCGGAAACUCGCGCCCGUUGCCUGGCCAUCUUUUAUCAAAUAUUUUCAACAAGACAGAACGCAGUGAACGAAUUUCCAUAAGAUGGAUCACGAAAUGAAGUUUAGGCGUCUUGCUGUUGUCAGAUUGUAAGGAAACAGGUCUCAAGAUCAGUGUUACUAUAAUUGAACUGCGGAUUUUUAUGCGUUUACGGGAAAUUUAAUCCCAGAACUCUCCAACGACAAGCUAUCAUAUAAAUUUCUAAAUCAUUUCUAAUUCGUUCAUUUUUUUCUUAUGCACAGUAUUCCUCAAGUGGGGACUCGAACAUGUUUGCGACAGUAAAUAAAGUUUUCGGAAUUUUUAAUUAAUCAAAUUUGAAAAGCAGAUUUAGUUUGUCAAUUUGCGGAGCUUCUUACUUAGGAGUUCUAUGGUUGAAGAUGCAAAGAUUUACACACAAUAGAAUAUGAAAAAAUAUAUGCAAUAUUCAAAAUAGAGGAUUUAUUAUAAUAUCUCGUAAAUGAGACAAAUUUUUCUCUAAUCCUUUCGUUACUGUAUUAGGAAUUAAAAUUUUCCUUUAUCCUUUUCUUUUUACCAAGACUAGUUAAUUUACAUUUUUUUUAAUAGUUAUUUUACCCAAAAUUGUCCCAAGGAUAUGAGAUCUCUUCAUUCAAGUAGUAUUUUUGUGAAACAAUAA
Messenger RNA from Heterotrigona itama, 871 nucleotides. The record is from the annotation of a GenBank genome assembly. NCBI's taxonomy places the organism in Eukaryota, Metazoa, Arthropoda, Insecta, Hymenoptera, Apidae.